UGCGUGCGCAGCCACAGUCUGGAGUCGCCGCGACGGAACCGCAAUAAGCAUAGAAAUUACAGCCACAUCCAUGUAUUAAAACGCACCGGGGCUUUCAUUCAUAAACAACAUUGCCUUCAAAGGCGGCUCAUGUGCCUGUCUACUCCUGAGGGUGGAGCAGAGCAGUGAUGACUACGGGACGUCCCUAAAUUACACAGAGGUCACACAGGGGCAGACGAUGGAGGCCAGUGACAGAGCCGCAGGAAACAUGGCCCAGUCACAGAUAGGGGGCAGCACUGAUGGAGAACAGGAACAGACUGCUGUUAAAACAGAUAGUGCAGCUCCUGAAGCCUGUGAAGAAGCAGUAUCCGAGCUGAAGACAGGGAUCUCUCAACUGCCUGAGGCUCCCUCGGGGGGGAGUCCCAGCGCUGACGGCCCUGGAGGAGUGGCCCUCAAAGUGGCUACCACAGUGCUACACCCAGUGUGUUUAGGAGACAGUCCUCUGAUGCUGCCCAUACACCUGCAGAUGAAUGGAGGGCCUCAGCUGGGGCAGAUGGGGGCCGCCCCUUACCUCAUCACCAGCCAGAGUCCCAUGUCUCUACCCCUGGUCCUGGAGCAGCAGGUGCUGCAGCACAUGGGCUCUUCUGUGAUCCCUCAGAGCCCAAACUGUGCCCCCCUGCCCCUCCAGAGCAGUAUCUUAUGUCAGGGUGCCCUCCCCUUCGCCCUGUCACCAGGUGCGGAACAGAAAGCUCCAGGUCAGACUCCGGACACCAACCUCUUGUCUCUGCUCCAGAACCCUGCCUUCGCUGCCAUCCUACAGGACCUGUUCCCCUCUCAAUCCGGGGCAUCCGGGUGUCCAUCUCCAGGCUCUCCCUUCUUCUCUGCUCCUCCUCUGACUCCUCCAUACUCUUCCCCUCUUGCCCCUCUGGUCCCUCCAGCUACACUCCUGGUCCCAUAUCCGGUCAUCAUCCCUUUGCCUGUCCCCCUGCCUGUCCCCUUGCCCAUCCCUGUUCCUAUCCCCUCUGAGGACUCCAAGGGGAACCUUCCCAAAUCUGUUUGCACUGUGAGCCAAAGCACUCAGACCUGUUUACAGGACACUACCUCUGUCCCUGUGUCCUCAGGACACUGUCCCACCGCCCUCCCUUCUCACACUGUGUCUGAUCCCUCUCCUCCUGAAGAGACACAGGUGUUGGACCUCUCUGUAAAGACAUGUCCCAUUCAGCCCAAACAGGAGUUCCCCAGUGUAGUGCAGCAGGACAAUGUGCUGGAUCUUUCUGUGCCCGGGGGCAGGGCCAAGGCUCCAGAGAAGUGCUCCUCUGUGGCUGUGGGGUGCACUCAGAGUUUGGACUCUAAGCUCUUGGGCAGCCUGGCCUCAGUAGAGUUUAGCCGCCAGCACAAGUGGGUGGUGGACAGCACCCCGGGGUGCAGCUCCCUGGGACAGGACCCCUCUCUCAGUGGGACAGGAAACCUUGAGAUUGUCAGUGCCUCUCAGACAGCCAAGGUCAUAGUUUCUGUGAAGGACGCCAUCCCUGCCAUCUUGUGUGGGAAGAUUAAAGGCCUUUCAGGAGUCUCCACAAAGAACUUUUCCAUCAAACGGGACGCGGCCCAGGGCACGUCGCUGCAGCAGCUCUACGGGGUGCAGCCUGUGCCUCAGGGGGAGCAGCGAGACCCCAAUGACCCUCUGAAGAAAGUGUCCAAAAACAGAGCCAUCAAACUGAAGAAGGUCAGCUCACAGGAGAUACAUUUCCUUCCCAUUAAGAAGCAGCGCCUGGCCGCUCUGUUGCCCCGGAAGUGAGAGAGCCCCCCCUGGAGGGCGUAACAUAAAACACAUGCGAGAUGUCCACAAAUUGAACUUGCAUGUCAAAGCCUCAUCACAUCUGGGGCUGGUGAAUGUCUGACAGUGUCAAAAUCACAGCAAAGUGCUUUUCCUCUGGACCUAAUGCACUACAACAGUGUUAAACUAAAACAAGUGCGGGACUGUUUUGUGUUUGGCAGCUCAGUGUGCUCUGGUGGCUUUGGCUCAGUCACUAAUGUUUAAGGACGUUUGUAAUUUAAGAGAAAGGCCGGUUCCACUUUUCCAUUUCGGUCCAUAGUUUAUUUCCACUUUCUGAGUGCACUGAAGGCUGACCCAUCUGCUCUGUCACAGGGCCUUAGUGAGCAAGCAGAGGAGCAGACUGUUACAUUGUUUUCCUCUCUGGGUUUAGCAUGAUGAAGACAUGCUAAGUUAGAUGAGGAUUACCACAGAUGGAUACUGGUGACAGCUUUAGGUCACACAUACAUUCAGGUUGGCAGUGAAGUGCUUUGGUUGUAUAUGACAAGAAAACUGCUGUUUCCCUUGACGUAAAACUGUGAUAAGAUGAACAGGCACACUUCAAUAAGUCAGAAUACUGUGGAAAUUCCAUCUAUGUUAGUGGUUAAAUUAAAGGGUGAAUACAAUGCUUUCAUCAAUCAGGCAUAAUCGUGUGACCACCAGUAAAGUGUUUGUGAUAUUCAGCCUGAUACGCUUUCUCCUUGUCAAAAAUGUUUUAUUUAUAUCCAUCUGGUUUUAGUCUUCAGAUCUGGCAACCCAAGUGUUAGAUUCAUGGUGAAAAAAAUAGAAGAAAUCACCAUUGCACUCAAUUAAAUACUAAAUAUAACCUACUUAACACCACAGUGACAAAAGGUAAUAAUAAAGAAGUCUGUGUCUAUAAGAUGAAUCACCCUUUCCACACAAACAACAUAAAUACUAAACAGACUUGAGCCGUAUUCUGAUUUAUUGACAUGUGCCCUGAGUCUGUAGGAGUUGUGUACAUUUUGAAGAACACAGUGAACUGCAGUACCUCAGAUGUUUUGGCUGGACUGAGGCGUAUUUAUUGAGUGUGUGAUUAGUCUGUUAGUAAAAGUCCCAGAAGAAGAUUUGGUGUGAAACGUGACGUCAUUUCAUUGUUUUUGUGAAGUAUUUAAGUGUCCCACGAAGAUCCCAGAUGUGAAUGUUUAUUUAUCCUCUUUGAGUGCACUUUGUCAUAGUUUAGUUUGGAAAAAGCUACAGGGUUAACUCUCUUUUCCCUCUUCUGUGAUUGAAUAGAAUGAAUUGUGACACGCAUUAUUGAAUAUGUUGGGACACUGUGAAAAUUACAAUCUACAAAAUGCAGAAAUUAUAAACUACAUUUUUCCUCAAAUCUCUUGUUUAGUAAAAGUCACAACUAAAUGUAUUUAUUUUUAACAUACCAUUAUUAUUUAUAUACAUACAUUCCUUUUUAAGUAUGUAAAACUUGUGUCUCAACCUUUUCAGAAUUCGAUUUAAAAUGAGAGAAAUCAGAGACACUAAAAAGUUACUCAAAAUGAAAAUAUUUAUCAAGUUUCACUCUUGAUACUUCACUCAUGUCUGCAAUGCAUUUGACAUCACACACUUGGUUCCCACAGUAGUAAUUUAUUCUUCGUACAUGUUUUAUUUAUACAAAUUGAGUGGAUACUGUACAGGGCGAUUAAGAAAAAAGAAAGUAAAAAGUGUGUGUUUUUUCAGGACGUUUUUGGCCUCUGUCUAUAAUAUUUGAGUGAAGGUGUAAAUGAAAGAAGACCAGUGGACAUGUGCUGGUUCAGUGUUUACUUACUGUACAAUGUCUGUGCUUUUUAUAUGACGCUCAAGUAAAAUACAUCAAACACUCAA
Boleophthalmus pectinirostris (great blue-spotted mudskipper) is the source of this 3625-nucleotide messenger RNA. Its product is annotated as retinoic acid-induced protein 2. Gene Ontology annotation, biological process: animal organ development. Gene Ontology annotation, cellular component: nucleus. The transcript is spliced from 2 exons. Lineage: Eukaryota; Metazoa; Chordata; Actinopteri; Gobiiformes; Gobiidae. The record is from RefSeq and is a predicted model, not a curated record. Bases 218 to 1774 code for a protein of 518 amino acids.